UGUGUGGUUCUCCUUUUAAGUUUCUUUUGCUGAAACAGGCCUAGUUUAGCCUGUCUUCUCUGUGCACAGGAUGGCUCCUGCUUGCCAGAGCUGCACAAAGAUAAUCGCUCAGGAAGUGUUUCAGCCAAUCCCCUGAAGCUUUACAUUCAGAUUUUCCAAAGUAGCCAAUCCAGGAUUAGCUUUUAUUAGGAAGACAGAUCAUCAAGCUGAAGUGCCAAGCCCUUUCUGUCUGAGUACUGAGAGCCUGUCCUCCAUGUUUUAUAAGUAUUGACAUAACACUGUGUUAACAAUGCAUCCACAGAGCUUGGCUGAAGAAGAAAUAAAGGCAGAGCAGGAGGUGGUGGAAGGGAUGGAUAUCUCCACUCGAUCCAAAGAUCCUGGCUCUGCUGAACGUACAGCACAAAAAAGGAAGUUUCCAAGCCCUCCACAUUCUUCCAAUGGUCAUUCCCCAGAAGACUCAUCAACAAGUCCUAUUAAAAAGAAAAAGAAACCUGGCUUAUUGAAUAGUAAUAAUAAGGAGCAGUCAGAACUAAGACAUGGUCCGUUUUACUAUAUGAAGCAGCCACUCACCACAGACCCUGUUGAUGUUGUACCGCAGGAUGGACGGAAUGAUUUCUAUUGCUGGGUUUGUCAUCGGGAAGGCCAAGUCCUCUGCUGUGAACUCUGCCCUCGGGUUUAUCAUGCUAAGUGUCUGAAACUGACAGCGGAGCCAGAGGGGGAUUGGUUUUGCCCCGAAUGUGAGAAAAUCACGGUAGCAGAAUGCAUAGAAACACAGAGUAAAGCUAUGACAAUGCUCACUAUUGAACAGCUAUCCUACUUACUCAAGUUUGCACUACAGAAAAUGAAACAGCCAGGGACAGAGCCAUUUCAAAAGCCAGUUUCACUGGAUCAACAUCCAGAUUAUGCAGAAUACAUCUUUCAUCCAAUGGAUCUUUGUACAUUAGAAAAGAAUGUUAAAAAGAAGAUGUAUGGUUGCACUGAAGCUUUUUUGGCUGACGCCAAAUGGAUUUUGCACAACUGCAUUAUUUACAAUGGGGGAAAUCACAAAUUGACACAGACAGCAAAAGUCAUAAUCAAAAUCUGUGAGCACGAGAUGAAUGAAAUUGAAGUGUGUCCAGAAUGUUACUUAGCUGCCUGCCAAAAACGAGAGAAUUGGUUUUGUGAGCCAUGUAGCAAUCCACACCCGUUGGUCUGGGCUAAACUCAAGGGUUUCCCAUUCUGGCCUGCUAAAGCACUGAGGGAUAAAGACGGUCAAGUUGAUGCUCGUUUCUUUGGUCAACAUGACAGGGCCUGGGUUCCAGUAAAUAAUUGCUACCUCAUGUCUAAAGAAAUUCCUUUUUCUGUGAAAAAGACUAAAAGCAUAUUCAACAGUGCAAUGCAAGAGAUGGAGGUUUAUGUGGAGAAUAUCCGUAGAAAGUUUGGCGUUUUUAAUUAUGCACCUUUCCGGACACCGUAUACUCCUAACAACCAAUACCAAAUGUUAUUAGACCCUUCAAAUCCUAGUGCUGGAACUGCCAAGACUGACAAACAAGAGAAAAUCAAACUUAACUUUGAUAUGACAGCAUCACCCAAGAUUUUAAUGAGCAAACCAAUGCUGAGUGGUGGUACUGGGCGAAGGAUUUCCUUAACAGACAUGCCGCGUUCUCCAAUGAGUACAAAUUCAUCUGUUCAUACUGGAUCUGAUGUUGAGCAGGAAACAGAGAAAAAGCCAACCUCCAGUCACUUUAGUGCAAGUGAAGAGUCCAUGGACUUUCUUGACAAGAGUACAGCCUCUCCAGCACCAAUAAGAACAGGUCAAGCAGGGAGCUUAUCUGGCAGUCCCAAACCUUUCUCUCCUCAACCUUCAACACCUGGUGCUACUAAGCAAGAAAGAACAUCUACUCCAGGAAGCAUUCUUAAUCUUAAUCUUGAUCGUAGUAAAGCUGAGAUGGAUUUGAAAGAGCUGAGUGAAUCAGUACAGCAGCAGUCCACACCUGUACCACUGAUUUCACCAAAGCGACAAAUUCGGAGCAGAUUCCAACUUAACCUUGACAAGACAAUAGAAAGUUGUAAAGCACAGCUAGGCAUCAAUGAAAUAUCUGAGGAUGUUGCAGUAGAACAUAGUGACUCUGAGGAUUCUGAGAAAUCAGACUCUAGUGAUAGUGAAUACAUCAGUGAUGAUGAACAAAAGUCCAAGAAUGAUCAGGAGGAGGAGGAAAAAGAAGGUACAAGGAGUGACAAAGAGUCCUUGCCCAUGAAAAAAAAAACGAAACCACCAACUCCAACAGAAGAAAAAGAAGACAUUAAAAAUGCAAGCUCAGAAGUGGAGAAAACCGAUACCCCUGCCAAAGAAAAGUCAAAUGCAGACUCAGAUAAAGAGCUUUCUGAAAAGGGGAAAAGUUUGUCACACCCUGCUAAAGAGAAGCUGAAAAGUAAAGAUGAGACAGACUCUCCAACUGUGCAUCUUGGCCUGGAUUCUGAUUCUGAAAGUGAACUUGUUAUUGACCUGGGGGAAGACCAGUGUGGUCGUGAAGGACGAAAAAAUAAAAAAGAACCCAAGGAAUCUCCUCCUAAGCAGGAUGCGGCAUCUAAACCCCCACCUUCUUCAACUGUGAGCAGUCAGCCUCCUACUGAAACUCAGGUGCUUACGCGAUCAGCAUCCCAAACUCCUCCAGCUGGUAUUACACCAACAACAAGCACAGCGUCCACUGUCAGUGCUCCGACUGCAGCCACUGGAAGUCCAGUGAAAAAGCAGAGGCCUCUCCUACCAAAGGAAACAGCUCCAGCUGUCCAGCGGGUAGUCUGGAAUUCUUCAAACAAAUUUCAGACUUCUUCUCAGAAAUGGCAUAUGCAGAAAGUACAAAGACAGCAACAGCAGCAACAGAGUCAGCAGCAACAACCUCAGUCUUCCCAAGGAACAAGAUACCAAACAAGACAGGCUGUGAAAGCUGUACAGCAAAAGGAGAUUACUCAGAGUACUUCAACGUCUACCAUCACCUUGGUUACAAGCACUCAACCUGUUUCUAUAGUAACCAGUUCUGGAUCAGCAAGUACACUUUCAUCUUCUGUUAAUACAGACUUGCCAAUAGCAACAGCUUCAGCAGAUGUAGCUGCAGAUAUUGCUAAGUAUACUAGUAAAAUGAUGGAUGCCAUAAAAGGAACAAUGACUGAAAUAUACAAUGACCUUUCAAAAAAUACUACUGGAAGCACAAUUGCUGAGAUUCGACGUUUGAGAAUUGAAAUAGAGAAGCUUCAGUGGUUACAUCAACAGGAACUCUCAGAAAUGAAACACAAUCUAGAACUCACAAUGGCUGAAAUGAGACAGAGUUUAGAGCAGGAAAGAGAUCGUUUAAUUGCAGAGGUGAAGAAGCAGCUGGAGCUGGAAAAGCAGCAAGCUGUAGACGAAACCAAGAAGAAGCAGUGGUGUGCCAAUUGCAAAAAAGAGGCCAUCUUCUAUUGUUGUUGGAACACCAGCUACUGUGACUACCCCUGCCAGCAGGCUCAUUGGCCAGAACAUAUGAAGUCCUGCACACAGUCAGCCACUGCAACACAGCAAGAAACAGAUACUGAAAUUAGCACAGAACCAUUAAAUAAAUCAUCCCAGCCUACUUCCAGUGCUCAGUCUGCACCUGCCGAAACAGCCAAUACUCCAAAAGAAAAAGAAGCAACUGUUGAAAAGAACAAAGAUAGUGUUACAAUAGCAACAGGUGUGACAAGCAGCCAGCCUAUAAAACUUGUCCAGGUACCGCAGACUACCACCUAUAUGCCAACUACUCAACCCACAAUUACCAUUCCAGUAGUUGUAAGUCCUACAGCUGGGACCGUGGCAAUGAGAACGGGAGUUCAGUAUGUUCAAACUACAAUGCCUGUCCAAGUACGGAGAGUCUAGCUGCUAACAAAAGAAUACGGACAGCUUUUGGAAUAAAUAAUAAUCUCUGUAAUAGAAAUGUGAAAAGAAAUCCCUACAGUUUGUUGGAUUAACCUCAGAGGUUCAGACUUUUAGCUUUGUACAUGUGUACAAAGCGUUUAACAACACUACAUUCAUAUAAAGCAUUAGCACCGGAUCGAAAAAGGUUGAGGACUGAUAAAAUCCAUGGUAAAUCUAUGCUUCUGUUGUAAAAGAUGUAUAAUUUAUGGAUGAUGUUAGAGUGCCAUCUCCUUUCUAUAUUUGUAUUGACUUCAAUGUCAAAGGAGUAUUGGGGAUGUUGGUAAAGGAGAGGUUAAAUCAGAUUUAUCACAAAAAGCCACUGAGAGAAAUGGUAUUUUGGAAACUGGAGUUGCACACAUAAAAUUAGGGAAGAGAAAACAGAACCCCCCCCGGCUUGCCUUUGGAAAUGAAAACAAUGCCUACAUGUCUGUGUGUGCAACUGAAGCUGGGCCAUUUUAAAUUUGCUACAUUUCCAGCCAUUGGGCCUCAAGUACACAACAUGAAAGGGUGUAUUUUGUGUUGCGUAUUUAAAAGAAGAGAGAUUGUUUACAGACACAAAAGGUUUUAAAUUUCAUUCAUUGCAAAGAGGAGGAGAAGCUUAAGCGCAGUUGGUAACAACACUGAUCAGUAAUCCCGGAGAGGAUAAAAUUGGAUUAUUGGGAGACCCGGCUUCCUGCUGGGUUAUGUUGCGGUGUACACAUACAUGGACGCACGCACACUCACAUAUAUGUAUGUAAAAAUAUAAAAUAAAAUCACCUGUCCAAAGGAUGUUGGAUUUUUUUAAAAGGGAACAAGAGCUAGAGAAGACUCUUUUACCAGGAAACAUGGGCAAAGGACAUUGCUGCUGGGCUAGAGCAUGUAUUAUGGAAUUUUUAUGUUUUUAUGUAAGCAUGAAAACAGUACAGUAUGAGAGAAAGUAACCCAUGAAAAUGCUGUCUGUUACACUUAUACUGUAGUACCAUUUUGUAUGUUGUGUAAACAAAAGCAUUGAACAAAGCAAGGUGAUGUAUGUAUAUGAGAAAAUUAACUGUAUGAUAUCAUUCCAGUACCUUUUGUUGUACAUUUUAGUCACAUUGAUUUCUCCCAUUGUUUAUAAAAGGAUACAGUUUGUACAGUCUCCAGCUAGUACACACAUUAGAAGAAAGAAGAAAAACUAGAAGGAAAAGGAAUCAAGAACAGAGUAUUUGUGAAUUGCAGUUGUGUCAAAGAUAGCCUAGCUGGCCUUAUUUGUGAAGCAUAAUUGCUUUUAGCAUAUGGAAGUAUUUUUUCAUAUUUUCUUUGUAUAAAAUUUGUAUUAAACUAAAUAUCUUUUUUGAUUA
Pogona vitticeps (central bearded dragon) is the source of this 5226-nucleotide messenger RNA. RefSeq names its product zinc finger MYND-type containing 8 (gene ZMYND8). Gene Ontology annotation, biological process: regulation of DNA-templated transcription. NCBI's taxonomy places the organism in Eukaryota, Metazoa, Chordata, Lepidosauria, Squamata, Agamidae. Gene Ontology annotation, cellular component: cytoplasm; nucleus. Gene Ontology annotation, molecular function: protein binding; transcription corepressor activity. The record is from RefSeq and is a predicted model, not a curated record.